This is a messenger RNA of Sapajus apella (tufted capuchin), 7926 nucleotides long. It is a transcript of the gene SIN3A, whose product is annotated as SIN3 transcription regulator family member A. Gene Ontology annotation, molecular function: transcription corepressor activity. The transcript is spliced from 21 exons. NCBI's taxonomy places the organism in Eukaryota, Metazoa, Chordata, Mammalia, Primates, Cebidae. Gene Ontology annotation, cellular component: chromatin. The coding region runs from base 3019 to 6840 and encodes 1273 amino acids. Gene Ontology annotation, biological process: negative regulation of transcription by RNA polymerase II. The record is from RefSeq and is a predicted model, not a curated record.
UUUACUAUCUACUCCGCCGGCGGCUUGUGCAACCCGCCUGGAGGGAGCGGAGGGGCGGGCCCGUUUCCUCUCUCCCACCUACCUCGGGCUCGCCCGGAGGCCCCGCCUUCUCUUGUCUUCCACUGGCUGGGCGCGACCCCCUUUUUCCUCCUUCUCGGAUGUGGAUUGGAUGACAUUCUCCCGAGCUCCGCCUAUCGGGAGGCCGAGCUGGAGUUUAAGUUGCUAGGAUUUUUUUUUUCCGCGGAGGGAGGAGGGAGGGUUCCUGCCGCUGACGAGAGGCGUAGGGUCCCGCCCCCGCCUCUGAUUGGUGAGACGGGUAGCCGGGCCUCCUCCGGCUUUGCGAGCUUGGAGUGGGAAGUCCACCCUUGUUGCCCGCCUCCUCCCUUCGCUCCUGAGCGCGCUCGGCACAUGUGUGAGGCCCGCCUAGCUCCUUCGAACUGCCCUCCCGCCCGGAAGUCCUAGGCUCGGCGCCCUUGGCGAGGGGGGCGGGGAUAGCCGAGAAGCCACACAAAGGUUCCACCGAGGCUCGAGACCUGGUAGCCUUCGGGGUGAAGCCAGGGGAUUACAGUGAGAACUGGAUUUCGGUAGCGAAGCUCCGGAGGUUCUGCAUAGGUUGAGAUCUGCCCUUCGUGGCCGGGGCCAAGUACUAAAGUUCUAACCCUGUGGCUUGGCUAUUUCCGCGCCCCUUGACUUCUCUGAGCUUAAACUGAGAACUCUGUAGACGCUGAAAGUGUUUGUUCUUCCCUAGGCAUGGUAGCUGCCGUCCUUAGUUGGCUGUGUCUGAGACUUGACAACCUAGAGCGCUGGCCUGGGACCCUUUGGCGAGAUCCAGCGCAGGUGGUACCCUGUGAUCUCGGGACGUCGUGAGCGGCCUAAUGCUGGCUUGGGUUCUGAGUAGUUUUUGAUACCAUGGUGAGCCUGCCCCGUGAUACUCAGUCUAGUGGUGGAAGGGGGCGCAAAGUUAGAAGUAGCCUUGGGUCGGUUCUGCUGGAGUGCCACUUCCUCCUAACUUCCCAGCAGUUUGGCCCGGGGGUCGCUUCGUUGGUCUUAUUUUUAGAGCUCUGUUCUGGGGCAGGGCUUGGCUACUGGCGAGGCUGCUCCCACCUGUCGACUCCCCAUGAACUUCACAAUUCUCUGCUGUGGUUUCGUGGCUCGAAGCCAUCAUUGGCGUCAGGCCCACCUGCUGCCAGAGGUCGUUCCUGACCAUUUCCGCUGGAUUGCAGAGGGAGGACAGAGUUGGACCUAGGAGUGGGUUCACUGGGCCUGUCCCUUAGGGUCUCAGCUCUCUGGGAGGAGGAUUCGACUUCUUCUGGAGUGCGGUAAAAACCUAAUCCCGCCCCCUCUCCUGGCGCUGGCAGAGUAUCCCCCCAAAGUGAGGUCAGCUCAGGCCCACGCCCUAUUUGGUGAAUAAAUAAAAGCAGACUAGGAAUUGAAAGCAUUUUGUUUCACUGUGUGUUCGAGGCACUGUUACCUACACAGAGAGGGCACAGGGACUGCCCUUAACACUCCUGGCCAGGAGAAGGUGAACAGCCGUUUUAUGUCCCCAACUACGGAAGUUUUAUCCUUUCUCUGAGUGUGACAUGACCCCAAAGUUAAUUUAUGCCGUGGCCUGUUUCAGUCUUUUCCUCUCCUUUCUCAGUUCUGAGGAUGCCUCCAGAUCCACCGGGGAGAUCGUGAGUACUUGUGCCUCACGCCCCGCCCUCCGGAGGCUUGCCAGGGCGGUGGCUGUUAGGGCCCGCCUCUCUUUGGGUUAUCUCCGCCCUCCUAGGACUGCAUAUUCAGCUCUAGGGAGUGGGCUGGACACCCGUGGGGUUAUUUUUCUGCUUAGGUCUCCAGACCUUAGUUCUGUACUCUACUUGGCUGAAAAGAGUUGCCAGCUGCUCGGGGUAUUUGUGUUUACGAGGACACAGUAUGUAGAAUGUAAACUGUAACUAGAUGGGGACUAGGAGUUCUCACUCUCUCAUUUUUUUGUAAGGGAGUCCUCCAGGGCGGGCUGCCUUUCCUCUUCAAAUCCUAGGAUGUGGGGUCUCUGCUGAUGAUCUCCGCGCUGCGUCCUGUCUCAGGCCCUGGAACUCCGAGCUUCAGUCUCUAGUGUAAACAUUCCACAAAAGGACUGCUAAGGUUCAGCCUCCCCGCGCAGGGCGGAAUUAGGUCCUUCCUAGACGGGCGCCCUGGCCAAUGGAGUGUCCUACCAGCGCCAAGAUAACCAAUCCUAUUCUUGGGGCGGGGCCUGGCCCGGCAGUGCGGUAGGCGGAGCCUGUUUCACUUACAGACAUUUUACCCCACAUCGGUUACUUACCUUCCUGGGGCGGUGGGAGAGCCAGGGGUAGCCUUCCAAUGCGAUGACCGGCGGAGGCGGGAGCCAACUUAUUAGGCCUGUGGCUGAGACGCUGUGGGGUGGGAUAUGUGGUGUCCUCCAAUAAGACGGGAAGAGCUUCCCGGCUUCCUCCAAUAGUGUUGGGGCUCGGGGGUGGGCUUCAGCAGUCCGUCUCCAAUAGGCGGGGUUGAGUUAAGGAAGCUCCCCGCCAAUAGGGGCGUGGAGAAGGUGAGCGGCUCCCCCUCCCCUCCCAGUCGAGGGGGGAAGGGGCGGGAAGUCAGCAGGCAGGCCUCUGUAACUGGCUGAGUCUUUGAUGGGCGGGUAUUGCGUCCUGUGCUGGAACGAAGCUGAGUCUUCCCUCUGCGGGGCGGGCCGGGGGAGUGGGCGGGAUUUCCCGGGUAACAGAGAAGCGGCCGCGGCGGUAGAGGCGGCGGAGACGGUUUCUCCAUCUUCCCCCCUCCCCUUCCCCCCUCGGAGUUUCCCUCCCUCCCUCCCUCCCUCCUUCCCAGUCUGGGCACCGGAGCCUGUGACCGCUUCGUUAGCGGAGAGGUAGCUGCCAGUCCGCUUCGGCGGGCCUGUGCCCCGCGCUGUUCUGCGGGCCUCCCUACUGAGCUCGCGGCUCACGCCGAGAGGGACACGCAGUGACGAGCGGCCGAAGCAGCUUUGCGGUUUUGUAGUGCAUCCCUGAGCAUGAGCGCAGAAUGAAGCGGCGUUUGGAUGACCAGGAGUCACCGGUGUAUGCAGCCCAGCAGCGUCGGAUCCCUGGCAGCACAGAGGCUUUUCCUCAUCAGCACCGGGUGCUUGCCCCCGCCCCUCCUGUGUAUGAAGCAGUGUCAGAGACCAUGCAGUCAGCCACAGGAAUUCAGUACUCUGUAACACCCAGCUACCAGGUUUCAGCCGUGCCACAGAGCUCCGGCAGUCAUGGGCCCACCAUAGCAGCAGUUCAUAGCAGCCAUCAUCACCCAACAGCUGUGCAGCCCCACGGAGGCCAGGUGGUCCAGAGUCAUGCUCAUCCAGCCCCACCAGUUGCACCAGUGCAGGGACAGCAGCAGUUUCAGAGGCUAAAGGUGGAAGACGCACUGUCCUAUCUUGACCAGGUGAAACUGCAGUUUGGUAGUCAGCCUCAGGUCUACAACGAUUUCCUUGACAUCAUGAAGGAAUUUAAAUCGCAGAGCAUCGACACUCCAGGAGUGAUUAGUCGUGUGUCCCAGCUAUUCAAAGGCCACCCUGACCUGAUAAUGGGAUUCAACACCUUCUUGCCCCCUGGCUACAAAAUUGAGGUGCAAACCAAUGACAUGGUGAAUGUGACAACUCCUGGCCAGGUUCAUCAGAUUCCCACCCAUGGCAUCCAGCCCCAGCCUCAACCACCACCCCAACAUCCUUCCCAGCCUUCAGCCCAGUCAGCCCCAGCUCCUGCCCAGCCAGCUCCUCAGCCCCCACCUGCCAAAGUCAGCAAGCCUUCCCAACUACAAGCACAUACUCCAGCCAGUCAGCAGACUCCCCCACUUCCACCAUAUGCAUCCCCACGUUCUCCGCCGGUCCAGCCUCACACACCAGUGACAAUCUCGUUGGGAACAGCCCCAUCCUUGCAGAACAAUCAACCUGUGGAGUUUAAUCAUGCUAUCAACUAUGUUAAUAAGAUCAAGAACAGAUUCCAGGGCCAACCAGACAUCUACAAAGCGUUCCUGGAGAUUUUGCACACAUAUCAGAAAGAGCAGAGAAAUGCCAAGGAAGCUGGAGGAAACUACACUCCAGCAUUGACAGAGCAAGAGGUGUAUGCCCAGGUGGCUCGUCUCUUUAAAAACCAGGAAGAUUUGUUGUCAGAGUUUGGACAAUUCCUACCAGAUGCCAACAGCUCCGUGCUUUUAAGCAAAACAACUGCUGAGAAGGUUGAUUCUGUGAGAAAUGAUCAUGGAGGCACUGUCAAGAAGCCCCAACUGAACAACAAGCCGCAGAGGCCUAGCCAGAAUGGCUGCCAGAUCCGCAGACACCCUACAGGAACCACUCCUCCAGUUAAGAAGAAACCCAAACUCCUCAAUCUAAAGGAUUCUUCUAUGGCAGAUGCCAGCAAACACGGUGGUGGAACAGAAUCAUUAUUUUUUGAUAAGGUUCGAAAGGCUCUUCGGAGUGCAGAAGCCUAUGAAAAUUUUCUACGCUGUCUUGUUAUUUUUAACCAGGAGGUGAUUUCUCGCGCUGAGCUUGUGCAGCUAGUCUCUCCUUUCCUGGGGAAAUUCCCUGAGUUGUUUAAUUGGUUUAAAAACUUUCUGGGCUAUAAGGAGUCUGUACAUCUGGAAACUUUUCCAAAGGAGCGAGCCACAGAGGGCAUUGCCAUGGAGAUAGAUUACGCCUCUUGUAAACGACUGGGCUCCAGCUAUCGAGCCCUACCAAAGAGUUACCAGCAGCCCAAGUGUACCGGACGGACUCCUCUCUGUAAAGAGGUUUUAAAUGAUACCUGGGUUUCCUUUCCUUCGUGGUCUGAGGACUCCACCUUUGUGAGUUCCAAGAAGACUCAAUAUGAAGAACAUAUUUAUCGUUGUGAAGAUGAACGCUUUGAGCUUGAUGUAGUUUUAGAAACCAAUCUGGCAACCAUCCGGGUUCUGGAAGCAAUACAGAAGAAGCUUUCCCGCUUGUCUGCUGAGGAACAAGCCAAAUUUCGCUUGGACAACACCCUUGGGGGCACGUCAGAAGUCAUCCAUAGAAAAGCACUCCAGAGGAUAUAUGCUGAUAAAGCAGCUGACAUCAUUGAUGGUCUGAGAAAGAAUCCUUCCAUCGCUGUCCCAAUUGUCCUUAAAAGGUUGAAGAUGAAAGAGGAAGAAUGGCGAGAAGCUCAGAGAGGCUUUAACAAAGUAUGGCGAGAACAAAAUGAGAAAUACUACCUGAAGUCUCUGGACCACCAGGGGAUCAACUUUAAACAAAAUGACACCAAGGUCCUGAGGUCUAAGAGCUUACUCAAUGAGAUUGAGAGUAUCUAUGAUGAGAGGCAAGAGCAGGCUACGGAAGAGAAUGCUGGUGUACCUGUUGGGCCCCACCUCUCGCUUGCGUAUGAAGACAAACAAAUACUGGAAGAUGCUGCUGCUCUGAUUAUCCAUCAUGUGAAGAGGCAGACAGGCAUUCAGAAAGAGGACAAGUAUAAGAUAAAGCAAAUCAUGCAUCAUUUUAUUCCAGAUUUGCUCUUCGCCCAGAGAGGUGAUCUUUCGGAUGUGGAGGAAGAGGAAGAAGAAGAGAUGGAUGUAGAUGAAGCCACAGGGGCAGCUAAGAAGCACAAUGGUGUUGGGGGCAGUCCCCCUAAGUCCAAGUUACUGUUUAGUAACACAGCAGCUCAAAAAUUAAGAGGAAUGGAUGAAGUAUACAACCUCUUCUAUGUCAAUAACAACUGGUAUAUUUUUAUGCGACUGCACCAGAUUCUCUGCCUGAGGCUGCUACGGAUCUGUUCCCAAGCUGAACGGCAAAUUGAAGAAGAAAACCGAGAGAGAGAAUGGGAACGGGAAGUGCUGGGCAUAAAGCGAGACAAGAGUGACAGCCCUGCCAUUCAGCUACGUCUCAAAGAACCUAUGGAUGUUGAUGUAGAAGAUUAUUACCCAGCUUUCCUGGACAUGGUGCGGAGCCUGCUGGAUGGCAACAUAGACUCAUCACAGUAUGAAGAUUCGCUGAGAGAGAUGUUCACCAUUCAUGCCUACAUUGCCUUUACAAUGGACAAACUGAUCCAGAGCAUUGUCAGACAGCUGCAGCAUAUUGUGAGUGAUGAGAUCUGUGUACAGGUGACUGACCUUUACCUGGCAGAAAAUAAUAAUGGGGCCACUGGAGGCCAGCUGAACACACAGAACUCAAGGAGCCUCCUGGAGUCAACAUAUCAGCGGAAAGCCGAGCAGCUAAUGUCAGAUGAGAAUUGCUUUAAGCUUAUGUUUAUUCAAAGCCAAGGGCAGGUCCAGCUGACUAUUGAGCUUCUGGACACAGAAGAGGAGAAUUCAGAUGACCCUGUGGAAGCAGAGCGCUGGUCAGACUAUGUGGAGCGAUAUAUGAAUUCUGAUACUACCUCGCCUGAGCUUCGCGAACAUCUAGCACAGAAACCAGUAUUUCUUCCGAGGAAUCUGCGGCGGAUCCGGAAGUGUCAGCGUGGUCGAGAGCAGCAGGAAAAGGAAGGGAAGGAAGGAAACAGUAAGAAGACCAUGGAGAAUGUGGAUAGUCUGGAUAAGCUGGAGUGUAGAUUCAAGCUGAAUUCCUACAAGAUGGUAUACGUGAUCAAGUCAGAGGACUAUAUGUAUCGGAGGACCGCCCUGCUCCGGGCUCAUCAGUCCCAUGAGCGUGUAAGCAAGCGUCUACAUCAGAGAUUCCAGGCCUGGGUAGAUAAAUGGACCAAGGAGCAUGUGCCCCGUGAAAUGGCAGCGGAAACCAGCAAGUGGCUCAUGGGUGAGGGGCUGGAGGGCCUGGUGCCCUGUACCACCACCUGUGAUACAGAGACCCUGCAUUUUGUGAGCAUUAACAAGUAUCGUGUCAAAUACGGCACAGUAUUCAAAGCCCCUUAACUGCAGAGCCAGAGCAGAUAACUUGGGGGGUGUGUGUGUGUGUGUGUGUGGGCCUGCCUAUGCACUCACACACUGAAGAAACAAGGAAGAUGCCUUUCAAGCCUCACUGGGCCUCUCUGGGACAUGGCCACGUGACCUGUGUGUGGCUGGUGCAGCCUGGCGCCAAGUGGGCUACUUUAGGAACAUGAAUACCUUACAAAGCUGAAGCUGGAACUUUUCCCAAAGGGUUUUUGGUAUAGCCUGCCUUGGAGGGGAAGGAAGUCCAUGCAAGCAAAAACAUGCUGUUUGCUUGCAUACACCAGCAGAGCUAAGACUGGAGUCACCUGUGGCCUAACUUUCAAUGAGGGAACCGGAUGCUAUUCACACUUUGACUGUUUGGAGAUGCAUUUACAAAACAGACUGGGGAACGAUUUAAUACUCAGAUGGAUUGGAACUAUGAUGGUCACUGCUCCUCUCCCCUCCCCACAAAAGGAAAAAAAAACUGGAUUUGAUUUUUUUUUUUUUUUUUUUCCUGGUCACCUGAGCACAUCUAAGAUCACCCAUUAGGUUUUAUCUGGGACCUGCAGUUUGGCUUUGGGAUAGAUCAUCUUGUGGAUUUUAUUCCUGACGAAUCCCUUGCUGCCUACCCUUUUCUCUCCUCUGGUUCUCAGCCUCAACAAGUUCAAAUCAGUCGUCCUUUUUAGCUCCCGUGGAACUGUUUUGUAUCUGCCUCUUUACUAGUCUGCCCUAGUGCCAUCCACCAGCUUUACUCUCUGAGACACACACACGCACACACACACACACACACACACACAAUUUUAACUUGUUUUUUUGUACAUAAUGUACAUACUGUCAAUUUUUUAUUAAAAGAAAUAUGCUUUGAUGUGCUAGCAUAACUGCUCUAGCUUCUUGUGUACUAUAGUACUAUGUGGCUUCAGAUUUAGUACCUAUGAACAGAUGUACAAGACAUUUAUUACACUUUUUACCAAAGGGAGUUACCAUUGUAGUACUUUUGUGUAAAACUUGUCUUCCCCUUUGCCCCGGACUUUUUUUUUUUUUUUUUUUUUUUUUUUUUUGUAAAUAAAUAAAGCUUGGUUCUUACUUAAG